AGCGGCCAGUCCGGGUGGAGAUCUCUCGUCUGAUUUCAUCUAUUUGAAUAUUACUAGCAGAUAAAGUGGGGUGGCACAUUGGAGGGGGCUGGCCCACGCUGGGGUAGUGUGUGUAUAUGUGUGUGUUUGGGUAGUUCCGAUCCGGACUUAUGUAAAUGGCCAUUGGCCAUGUCGUUUGCCCAGAGUAAUUUGAAAGUGGGAGGAGAAACUAUGAGGAACAUUUAAAAGAUUUUUUUGCUUGUUAAAUCGCUUUUGUGAGGUUAAAAAAAUGAUCAACUGCUGCUUUAACUCGCACCUCACCGAUCGUCUCCUAGGCUUUUAGUUGCGGGAUAGUGGCGACAUACGAGUUAUCAAAUUUAAAAGGGAAAAAAAAGUUGCUUUCUUUUAGAUCAUCAAGGCAGGAAUACACCAAACUGAUGAUUUUGUUAAUUUAUUUCUAAUGCCAAUACUUGCAAGCCGUUGUCAAAUUGUCAGCUGAUCCUUCCCAUAAAUUCAUCGCACGGACACACUGUAACCAGUGGAAAUAUUAUUAAUUUUAACUGGAAAGGGGCAACACAGUUUUUGAAAUGUCCAUUUAUAUUGAAGGUUUAGGCAAAGCAGGAGGGAUGUCACAGUUUCAAGAAGUAAUUCGUCAAGAGCUGGAAAACUCCAUGAAAAAUGAGUUGGAAAAAUUGCAAGCAACUGCUAGUGAGGUGGAUUUGGGGGUUGUUAAGAAGGACUUUGUGGGAUUCAAGCAACUCUUCCAUAGAUUCCUACAAGAGAAGGGUCCUUCUGUGGACUGGGUGAAGAUUAAGAGACCACCAGAAGAUUCAAUUCAGCCUUAUGAAAAGAUCAUAUCCAGGGGUCUUCCAGAUAAUAUCUCAUCGGUACUGAACAAGUUGGUUGUGGUGAAGCUCAAUGGAGGUCUUGGCACCAGCAUGGGAUGUAAAGGCCCCAAGAGCCUUAUCAGUGUCCGAAACGAGAACACUUUCCUGGACCUGACUGUCCAACAGAUUGAGCACUUAAACAAAACCUACAACACAGAUGUCCCUCUUGUAUUGAUGAACUCCUUUAAUACUGAUGAAGACACCAAGAAGAUUUUGCAAAAAUACACUCAUUGCCGUGUGAAGAUUUACACAUUUAAUCAAAGCAGAUACCCACGAAUUAACAAGGAGUCAUUGCUCCCAGUAGCAAAGGAUGUGUCCAAAAGUGGAGAAAAUGCAGAAGCCUGGUACCCUCCUGGACAUGGAGACAUCUACGGCAGCUUUUACAACUCUGGCCUGUUGAAUCAGCUGAUUGAUGAGGGGAAAGAGUAUAUUUUUGUCUCAAAUAUCGAUAAUCUUGGGGCAACUGUUGAUCUUUAUAUUCUCAACCAUCUAAUGAGCCAGCCCAAUGGGAAGCGCUGUGAGUUUGUCAUGGAGGUCACUGAUAAGACAAGGGCAGACGUGAAGGGUGGUACGCUCAUACAGUAUGAAGGAAAGCUAAGGUUGCUGGAGAUUGCACAGGUUCCAAAGGCCCAUGUGGAUGAAUUCAAGUCUGUGUCUAAAUUCAAGAUCUUCAACACAAACAAUUUGUGGAUUUCAUUGGCUGCAAUUAAGAGGUUGCAGGAACAAGGAGCCAUGGACAUGGAGAUCAUUGUUAAUCCAAAGACACUAGAUGGAGGAUUGAAUGUCAUCCAGCUAGAAACUGCUGUAGGAGCAGCCAUCAAAAGCUUUGACAAUGCACUAGGCAUUAGUGUCCCGCGAAGCCGCUUCCUGCCUGUGAAGACCACCUCGGACCUUCUGCUGGUCAUGUCCAACCUGUACAGUCUAAAUGCAGGCUCUCUGACUAUGAGUGACAAAAGGGAGUUCCCGACUGUUCCUUUAGUAAAGCUGGGUAGCUCUUUCACUAAGGUGCAGGAUUAUUUGCGACGGCUGGAGAGCAUACCUGACAUGCUUGAAUUGGACCACCUCACUGUUUCAGGGGAUGUCACUUUUGGGAAGAAUGUUGCUCUUAAGGGAACUGUCAUCAUCAUUGCCAACCAUGGUGACAGAAUCGACAUCCCAGCAGGAGCGGUGCUGGAGAACAAGAUCGUCUCUGGUAACCUUCGCAUCCUUGACCACUAAGGACCGUCUGCUGACCUGAUGAGUCUCCAGUGACCUGGUGUAGAGCAUAGCCUGGAGUUUAAAAGAAGAAAUAAAUAAAUAAAUAAACAAGGCAUUCUGUGAAUUUCAAAUCUUUACUAUUUAUAAACAAUUCAGUAUUUUAAAAUGUUGCUUCUGUAAAAUAUAUCUUGUAACAUAACAUAAGCAGUUAGAUAUUGUAUAGCAAUAACGGUGUGUGAGAUGGUUCCAGCUGUCAAGCCUGAGCCAAAGCUCAUCUCUAGCACAGUCCAAAACUGUAAUAAAAUGUGCAAUAUUUAUCGA
This is a messenger RNA of Polypterus senegalus (gray bichir), 2384 nucleotides long. RefSeq names its product UDP-glucose pyrophosphorylase 2b (gene ugp2b). The coding region runs from base 567 to 2084 and encodes 505 amino acids. Gene Ontology annotation, cellular component: cytoplasm. Gene Ontology annotation, biological process: glycogen metabolic process; UDP-alpha-D-glucose metabolic process. Gene Ontology annotation, molecular function: UTP:glucose-1-phosphate uridylyltransferase activity. Lineage: Eukaryota; Metazoa; Chordata; Cladistia; Polypteriformes; Polypteridae. The transcript is spliced from 10 exons. The record is from RefSeq and is a predicted model, not a curated record.